Hemibagrus wyckioides is the source of this 4137-nucleotide messenger RNA. RefSeq names its product lysyl oxidase homolog 4. Gene Ontology annotation, cellular component: membrane. The record is from RefSeq and is a predicted model, not a curated record. The transcript has 15 exons. Bases 110 to 2722 code for a protein of 870 amino acids. Lineage: Eukaryota; Metazoa; Chordata; Actinopteri; Siluriformes; Bagridae. Gene Ontology annotation, molecular function: protein-lysine 6-oxidase activity; copper ion binding. Gene Ontology annotation, biological process: peptidyl-lysine oxidation.
CGAGAAAGCCAGAGGGAGAGAAAACCAGAUCCCAAAACCCUCACAAACCCUCAGUCAGACUCGCUGUGAUAAAGCUCUGGCGCUUCCUCACAGGAGCUUCUUCUAACAGAUGAAGACGAUGCUGACCUUUGCCCUCGUGCUGUGCGUUCUCCUGCCGCUCGCGCGCGGAGUGCCGCCAGGGUUCCAGGUGCGUCUGGUGGGCGGGUCAGGAGCGCACGAGGGCCGCGUGGAGGUGUUUCAUAAUGGCGAGUGGGGCUCGGUGUGUGACGACGAGGUGGAAAUCAACCUGGCUAACGUGGUCUGCCGGGAACUCGGUUACGGACAAGGUUUAACGUGGGCACACAGUGCCAGAUUCGGACAGGGUCGAGGUCCAAUUUGGUUGGAUAAUGUGGUGUGCAAAGGCACAGAGACUUCACUCUCUGAGUGUCGCUUUAACGGCUGGGGUGUAAAUGAUUGCACCCAUGCUGAGGACCUUGGGGUUGUGUGUACACAAGAGGGCCCACGCCAGGGCCAUGUACCCCGCUACAGUGAAUCCACACAGCCUGCUGCUGCUGAACCUCACUCACCAGAAAGCGUGUCCACUAGGAGAGGCCAUGAGAUCGCCCUGAACAGAAACACUGCCCAGGGCUCCUCAAAUCCAUCUCCACAACUGCAGGGCCAUCAAAUCCAAUUGCGCAGGAAUGGCUUUGGUAGCACAGCAUCACGCAGGCAAGAAAGCAGUGUGCCACAAGGACAUGAGCUGCCCAAUUACCUACGCAGCGGGUCAUCAUACAGACGCAGUCAGGACAGUCAACCCAGACCAGCAUCCCAGUCUGGCCCUGAAAGAUCCAGAUCUCCACAGUCAGGUCCAGUGCCCAGGCCAGAGCAGUCAGAUCCCAAUGUAGAGCAUGACAACAGAAUGAACACUGAUUUCACAAACACUGUGGAACAGAGUGUAGGAAGGGGGAGUUUGGAAGAAGUUCGACUCCGCCCUGUUUUGCCUGGCACUCGGGGCACUGCAAUGGUAACGGAAGGGGUGCUUGAGGUGAAGCAUGCUGGGAGAUGGAGACAUGUGUGUAACCUUGGCUGGAACUUGAGCAGCAGUAAAGUGGUGUGUGGGAUGCUGGGAUAUCCAAAUACAGAGCAGCACAAUGAGCGCUUGUACAGGAAACAGUGGGAAUCCAAGAUUGCAGAUCCAGCCAUGCGGUCUGCAGUCGGUAAGAAGGGUUACUGGGUGGAGAAGGUGAAGUGCACAGGAGCUGAGAACUCCCUGGCACAAUGCCAGACUCAGCUGUCUUUCGCUCGUAGUGAAGUGCCGUGUAUUGGGGGGAUGCAUGCUGUGGUACGCUGUGUACCUGGCCCACAGUUCUCCCACCUGUCUGGACAGCCUCAGGCUCCACCCUCCUCUCAGACAGUACGUCUGAAAGCAGGACCCAGGCUUGGAGAGGGACGUGUAGAGGUGCUGAAAGAGGGGAAAUGGGGGACGGUGUGUGAUCACCUGUGGGACCUGAAUGCUGCCAGCGUAGUUUGUAGGGAGCUGGGCUUCGGCACUGCCAAAGAGGCCCCCAGAGGUGCAUACUUGGGCCAAGGUACGGGUCCAAUCCAUAUGAACUCAGUGCAGUGUACUGGCCAUGAGAGCUCCAUAAGGCAGUGUAAAUAUCGGGAGGUUCCACUAUAUACCUGCAAACAUAGCCAGGAUGUUUCUGUUCGCUGCAACGUUCCCAAAACUGGUCUCUCAGCUACGGUACGCUUAUCAGGAGGGAGAGAUCCUUUGGAAGGAAGGGUGGAGGUCUUGAUAGAUGGGCGCUGGGGGACAGUGUGCAGUGAGAACUGGGGCAUCAAUGAGGCCAGGGUGGUCUGUAAACAGCUUGGCAUGGGCUUUGCAUCUUCAGCUCACCAGGACACUUCGUACUUUUACGGGAACUCGGGUGCAGAGGAGGUUGUUCUCAGUGGUGCUCACUGUACAGGGACGGAGAUCUCCAUCCAGCAGUGUAGGAGGAACGGAUAUGUGUACUGCCCUCGUGGAGGCGGAAGCAAAGCAGCCGGUGUUACCUGUUCCGAGACGGCACCAGACUUGGUGUUGGACUCUCAGCUGGUCCAGGAGUCCGCAUACCUGGAGGACCGUCCUCUUCACCUGCUCACCUGUGCCCAUGAGGAGCGCUGCCUCUCGUCCUCUGCCGCUCACAUGAACUGGCCCUACGGCCACCGGCGCCUGCUGCGCUUCUCCUCACGGAUCAUGAACCUGGGACGUGCGGACUUUCGGCCACGGGCCGGACGCGAAUCUUGGGUCUGGCAUCAGUGCCACAGACACUACCACAGCAUAGAGGUGUUCACUCACUAUGACCUCCUGACCAUGAAUGGCACAAAGAUCGCGGAGGGACACAAAGCCAGCUUCUGUCUGGAGGACACGUACUGUCCAGAUGGCCUGCGCAAGCGAUAUUCCUGCUAUAACAUGGGGGAUCAAGGCAUUUCAGUGGGAUGCUGGGAUACGUAUCGCCAUGACAUUGACUGCCAGUGGAUCGACGUGACUGAUGUCAGGCCUGGAGACUACAUCUUCCAGGUGGAGGUGAACCCCUCUCUGGACAUGGCCGAGUCUGACUUUGAGAACAACGUGAUGCGAUGCAGAUGCAGGUACGACGGUGGGAGAGUCUACCUGUACGGAUGUCAUGCAGGCGAUGCCUAUAGCGCAGAGGUUGAGGACCUGUUUGAACACCAGCGGCAGAUCUCCAACAACUUCCUCUAAUGAAAGGAACCAGAGGAACCAGGAAAGCAAAAUCUCUCCUUCGUCAUCCUCUCACCCUGCCACUGGACGGAGGGGAAGGGGAAGGAGAAGGUGGCUAACGUAAACAGAUUACAGGCUGUGGGUUUCUAGAGAUUUUAUUCAAGUUUGUCAGUCAGGUGAAUCCGUUGAAGUAGGACAAGAAUUCUGGGUAAUUUUUAAUCCGGGUCAUUUACCCUCUGAAUAACUGAUCUGUUUAUAAUCUGGAUGGAGUAUGGUGAGGUAAACGUGUAUAAAUCAACCAAUCUCUUAAGAGCAGUAAUUCUAGCAAAACAGGAUGUUAGAAUAUUAGAUUAAAAUAUUAGAGAAGUACAACAGAGUAUAUUGGAUGGGGGUGUAGGAAAUAGGUCCAUGAGGCAUCAUUUGCCAUGGCAUUGCCUGAUCCACAAGCAAAAAAGAAAGAUUAUGCAAGUAGAGCUGGAUCGUUCAGAUGUCCACCCUUGCCGUCAUAUUAUUGUUGCUGGGGCAACGAGUGAAUUUAUCAUUAUUUUUUUAGCCUCUAAAAAUAUCAGUUACUUUCUUUAGAUUUAAAGUGUUAUUUGACCACUGGUCCCCACCCUGAGAAAAACAACUAAACCAAAUGAUAUUAACAGCAGUAGUGUUAAUAAAUAAAUCCCGUUUCUGCAUUUUGCUGCAGCUUGAACACUGAUUUUCAAAAAACACGAUCACUCAAGUGCUUUGGUAUUCUUUUCAUCUGCAUUGCUUGUGUCCUCUAGAUAUUCCCUGGCCUGAUCUUUCCUAGCUGUAGGUUUCUCACCAAUACUUUAUUUUUCAACAUUCGUACUGAAUAUUGAUGAUCCCAGUUCCGUGUCAGUAACUGAAAAAGUGAAAAUAAUCGUUUCCGAUUUCAUGCAUAAUGAAACAACCCAUAAUUCUAGUCUAGCAGCAGUUUACCUUCGUUUGCUAAAUAAAUAGUACUUUGCUUAUUAGCUGGUUUUGAAACUUUGACCCCUUGACCCCCGAUUAAUGAACAUUAAACGAUUUUGCCAUGUACUUGUGAUAUUUCACAGCCACUCAAUAACAUCUGAUCCCAGGUAUAGCCCCUACAGGACUCCUCAUAGUCAAGGUGUUUCAUAACUCAUGGUGCUCGACUAGGGAACACGUGGAGACACGCAGGAUUAAAAGCAUAUCGUCGAAGAGCCUCGGCUGUGUCGGUGCUAUGUUUGAUAAGUAUGUAUGUGCUUCAUCAUAGAUGUAUUGUCAUGUACAGAUUUAUUUGAAUCAUGAUUUAUAUAUAUUAUGGUCUGUAAUUUAUGACCUUUUGAUACUUUUUUUUGUUAUUGAAAUUUUAUCUCAGUGAAAAAUAGCGGGUCAGUGAAUUUUAUUUUAGAUGGUUCUUUCACUAAUACUUGAAAAUAAACGGUGUUAUGUCUAUUGUA